Messenger RNA from Raphanus sativus (radish), 1622 nucleotides. RefSeq lists its product as uncharacterized. The transcript has a single exon. The coding region runs from base 99 to 1622 and encodes 507 amino acids. The record is from RefSeq and is a predicted model, not a curated record. Lineage: Eukaryota; Viridiplantae; Streptophyta; Magnoliopsida; Brassicales; Brassicaceae.
AGACAUUAAAAAGCUAUAUCUGAAAACGAAACGCUCCGUUUUGAAUAGGCGAUAGAAAAGGCGAAAAAGCGAUUGAGGGUUUCUCGUUCACGAUCGGCAUGAGUUCGGCGGUUUCGCCGGGAUCGCCUUCGACUCCGACGAGUGAGGGUACAUCUCUGGUGAAGGCGCAAGGUUCGGUACAUGGAGGAAGUAAUUUUACAGCUGCGAUGGAUUCAAACCCAAGCUUGGCGAAGGAUUUGGAUCAACAAUGUUUGACGAUUGGAUCGAAAGAUCUAGAAAGGAAGAAUCAAGGAGAUGAACAACUCAUCACUGGUAUGGAUCUAAACACAAACUCGGAGAAGGUUAUAGAAAAGAAGGAGGAAGAGUCUAUUGGAGGUUUGAAGGGAUCGUGGGUAAGAGCGGUUCAGGGGCAAAAAGUUCUGAAGAAGUAUGAUGUGGAGGUAACGAUGAAGGACGGAGUGGGAUCGGUGAUGGUACCAGAGGAGAUCACGAAGGAUGUUCCCCCGCUUUGGGAGGAUUUCCUUAUUGGUAAAUUCCUGGAUACUGCGCCUCAUAUUGCUAAGAUUCACGCAAUAGUAAACAAGAUAUGGAACUUGAAUGAUAAAGCUCAGAAGAUAGAGGUGUUUGAGGUUGAUGAAACUUCAAUGAAGUUCAAGAUCUUGAAUAAUGCUGACAGAAACAGAAUACUGAGGAGGGGGAUGUGGAACUUGGCUGGUAUCCCAGUGGUUGUGACAAAAUGGUCGCCUGUCACGGAGAAGGAGAAGCCUCCGGUGCAGUCGAUUCCAAUGUGGGUGCAUAUUAAGAAUGUGCCAAUAAAAAUGUUCUCAUGGCAAGGACUGAGUUUCUUGACAAGUCCAAUUGGGAGUCCAGAGAGGUUGCAUCCAGAGACAGCUCAGUGCUUGAAGCUAGAUGUGGCGAAGAUAUUUGUGAAGGUGGAUCUCUCAAAGGAGCUGCCAAAGAAGAUGAAUUUUACUAUUCAGGGAGAAGAAGUGUUGGUUGAAUACAGCUACCCGAGACUGCCAACAAAAUGUCAAGAAUGUGGAACAUGGGGACAUAAAACUUGUGCUAAAGGAAGAGAAAGUAAUGAGAGUAAGAAGGAGGUCUUGGAAGAAGGGGAAAUAGGAGUAGAAAAACAGGAGGAAAAAAGUGGUCUAAAGAAAGCGGUAGAGAAGGGAGAGGUAGAAGGAAGUUCACUAUUGAAAGCAUCUGAAGUUGAAAAACAAAUAAUGGAGGGAGAUUUGAGUUUGAGUGGAAAGAAGAAAGAAGAAGUGAAAGAAGAUAUUAUGGUUGAAAAGGUUGAUAAGGAAAAUGAGUGGCUUGAUGUCUCACCUGGCAAGGCUAGUUGUUCACCUAUUCGACAGACUUUGGAGUUUGGUCAAGUGGCCAUACUUCAAAAUUCAAGAUUCUCUGUGUUAGUGGAAGAACAGGAGGAAGAAAUGAAUGAAGAGGAGAAAGAGUUACAGAUAGAAGAGGAUAUUCUAGAGGAGACAGAAGUGUUUCAAAGACAAAGGUUACCUAGGGAAUCGAAGAUGAAUCAUCGUUAUCUGAAGGAUAAAAUAAGUCAGAAAGCGCAGGAUGUAGGUCCUAGCUAUCUGAAUAAGAAGAAACCCCGUCGCCAAUAA